Messenger RNA from Fundulus heteroclitus (mummichog), 2261 nucleotides. Its product is annotated as zinc finger BED domain-containing protein 1-like. NCBI's taxonomy places the organism in Eukaryota, Metazoa, Chordata, Actinopteri, Cyprinodontiformes, Fundulidae. The coding region runs from base 345 to 2261 and encodes 638 amino acids. The record is from RefSeq and is a predicted model, not a curated record. Gene Ontology annotation, molecular function: DNA binding; protein dimerization activity. The transcript is spliced from 4 exons.
CAUGGCAAGAUUCACCGAUGCGUGUCGGAACAUCGGAACGACCUGUUGGAUACGGUUGCAUCGAUUUGCAAACGUCUGCAUCGGUAAAAACCGCACAUAAACUCUAGAUGCAUCGUAUCAAAACUACCUGCAUCGAUACAAACCGAUUAUUAUCUUCUAUUAUUAUAACUUUUUAGAAACGUGUCUUUGAGUUUUAGUUGCGUUUCUUUCCAUCCCUGUUGUUGCCUACUGCGUGCAUGCUAGUCUCUCUGCCACUCAAGUCUCGCCCGAAGCCUCGCGCGAGUAGGAGGGUCUAAACUUGCUUUCGAAGAGGACAGAGGCGGCAAGCUAGAAACCACGUUAGCAUGGAGGAAAACGAAACAGAGAGAAUACAUUCGGUUACGCGCUUUAGGUCAACGGUAUGGAAAGACUUUGGCUUCUACAAACGAGAUGGAGAGUUGGACAAGACAAUGGCCAUAUGUAAACACUGCAGAACAGAGGUACGAUAUACAGGCAGCACAACAAAUAUGUCGCAACAUCUGAAGCGGCACCACAGUACAGUAGUCCAAUCCCCGGAGACGUCAGCUAGCAGUGCUACUACAACAACUUCACGUGAGCCACGAAUACCUCAUUUUUUUCAAGCGCCACUUGCAAGCAAUUCUGCCCGGGCGAAUUCUAUCACGGACGCCUUAUCUUUCUUCCUCUGCAAAGGCAUCCAACCGUACAACAUUACAGCAAACGAGGGAUUCAAAUACCUGCUUGAAGUGUUGGAGCCAAGGUAUAGCAUACCAGACAGAAGGGUGUUUUCGGACCGAAUAGUUCCUGCGCUUUACGAGAAAGUGAAAGUGGAUGUUCUCAGCUCAAUGGGUCGUGCACAGAGGGUGUCAAUAACGGUUGAUGGUUGGACCUCCUGUGCCACUGAUUCUUACAUUACUGUUACGGCACACUAUGUGAACGAAGAGUGGGACAUGCAGUCUCACGUCCUGCAAACGCGAGUGUUUAAUGAGUCUCACACUGGGGUCAACUUGGCUGCGUUGCUGCAAGAUGUACUUCGCGAGUGGAACCUCGUGGAAAAAAAACCUGCCUUGGUGACAGACAACGCAAGAAACAUGCUAGUGGCAGGGGCUGGCGCAGAGAUAACACCCCAUGUCCGAUGCGUAGCCCACACAUUAAACUUGGCCUCGCAAAAGGCACUGAAGGUGGACAGGGUGUCCGAAUUGUUGGUGAAGGUGAGGAAGGUUGUUACAUACUUCCAUAAAAGCCCACAAGCAGCUGAGGUUUUGAGGGAAAUUCAGUCCCAGCUACGCCUACCCAACCACAAACUUAUUCACGAUGUCUGUACAAGAUGGAACAGCUCUGUGGACAUGCUGGAGAGAUUCUGGGAGCAACAUCCUGCUCUGUUGAACGCUAUGCUGUCGAGAAGGAUCAGGAGGGGAGAGGGCCUGUUAGCAGUGAAUGAGGACGACAUGACUCUGAUCCAGGAAAUCAUCAAGCUGAUGUCCCCUGUCAAAGUGGCCACCACACUUUUGAGUGAAGAAAAAAGCCCAACCAUCUCAAUGAUCGCCCCAAUACAAGCCAAACUCCACAAACACUUCUCCGAAGACAACACUGACCUGCCAAUCAUUGCAGAUAUGAAGCAGUGCUUCAGACAAGAUUUUUUUGAUCGUUACUUGGAUCUCCAAGAACUCCUCUACAAUGCAUCGGGCCUUGAUCCCAGAUUCAAAGACCUGGCUUUCCUUGAUGUGGACUCCAGAGACCUCAUCUUCAUGAAAAUAACAUCUGAGGUGGUGAAGAUGAACGAGCAGGCAGGAGACAGUGCUGCACUGUAUGAAGGAGAGGCAGAUGAGGGAGGCAGCGACGGAAGCCCCAGCAGGGAACGGAGAGAUGAUGAUGCCUCGCCCUCUCCUAAAAAGAAGACUGCCAUGGACCAGCUGUUUGGAGAGUUCAUCACCACAAGAAUGCCAUUGAAGACCAUGAGGGAGAAAGCUAAGGAUGAAAUUUUAAAAUACAGAGAGAGAGAUUCCUUAGAACUAGGCGGUGAUGUGUUGCAGUGGUGGAAAGGGCAGGUGGACCUGCCACUCCUUUCAGCUUUAGCUAAGGAUUACUUGUCCAUUCCAGCAACUAGUGUGAGCUCUGAGCGUGUCUUUAGCAGUGCAGGGAAUAUUGUCACUGCCCAAUCUUCCAGGCAGCUGUGCUUCACUACUGUUCUGUACGCCGAGAUGAAAGAAGAAGAAAAUAGUUUGAUGUUUACUCCUGGAUAUACAGUAAAAUGUUGUGAGUGA